Molecule: messenger RNA, 870 nt
Organism: Anopheles bellator
Lineage: Eukaryota; Metazoa; Arthropoda; Insecta; Diptera; Culicidae
Exons: 4
Coding region: 1-870 (289 amino acids)
Molecular function (GO): lipase activity
Source: RefSeq, a predicted model, not a curated record
AUGGCGGCUGUUAGUGUCAGUGAGGCCAAUCUCGGUACCACAAGCUACGAUUACGACACAGUAAUUUUCUUCCAAAUCUACAACUGGAACACGAACACCUUCCAGCAGCAAUCGACCACGGACACAAACUUCGCCGCUUUUGGCUGCAAGGCAACGGACCCGUUCGUGGUGGUCAUCCACGGCUGGAUGGAGGGCUGCUCGUCGACCCAGUGGGUCAGCAACGCACUCAACAACUUCAUCAUCCUGCGCAAGGGUUGCAUCCUCUGCAUAGACUACAGUGCCAUCGCCGCGAACCUCGACUACCUGGCCGUCGUCACGCAGGUGGAUCCCGUGGCACGGACUCUGGAGAAAAAGCUACGCCAGCUGAUCGCCUUCGGGUUCGUGCCAGCGAAGGGCAUGCUGUACGCGUUCAGUCUCGGUGCACCGAUCGCGUUUCAGGCGGGCCGGAACAUGGCUUCCCUAAAGCUGGCCCGAAUCGACGCCUGUGAUCCUGUCGGGGUGGGUUUCGAUCUGAACACGACCUACACCGGACUGAGCGUCCAGGACUCGGCCACCAUCGUGCAGUGUAUCCACACGAGCGUCGACUACGGGACGACCCGGCGCGUCUGCCACAAGGACUGGCUGAUGGGUUACUGUGGCUGGUUUCAGUUUGCGGCCGGUGCCAAAACGUCGCACGGGCUCUGUCCCGAGUUCUACAAUGCCGCGUUCUGGUACGACUUUCCGGCCAUCGCCAAUCCGUACGUCUGCCCGACCAGCCGACCCGUUACCUCGUGGCCAACCGGUUUCAAGAUGGGGUACUUUAUGCCCCAGACAAGCACCUUCAUCGGAGAUUUGUUCGCCAAAACUUCGAGCAGCUUCCCGUACAACUGA